Messenger RNA from Melospiza melodia melodia, 4612 nucleotides. RefSeq names its product transmembrane protein 127 (gene TMEM127). Gene Ontology annotation, cellular component: membrane. NCBI's taxonomy places the organism in Eukaryota, Metazoa, Chordata, Aves, Passeriformes, Passerellidae. The record is from RefSeq and is a predicted model, not a curated record. Gene Ontology annotation, biological process: negative regulation of TOR signaling; negative regulation of cell population proliferation. Bases 910 to 1614 code for a protein of 234 amino acids. The transcript is spliced from 3 exons.
GGGAUCGGCACCGGCACCGCCUGUCCCGGGGCCGGGCUCAGCGCCUUCGGAGCGACCGGGACCGGUGUCGGAAACCACUGCCGGUGAACCCGGGGCGGGUGUCGGGGGUCCCGGAACCUGUACCGGUGUUCCCAGGGCCAGUGCCGGUUAUCCCGGAGGGGUGUCAGGGUCCAGGAGCCGGUACCGGUUAUCCCUGGGCGGGUGUCGGUGACGCAGGGAGGGUGCCGGGAGUUGGGAACCGGUACCGGUUGUCCCGGGGCAGUGCCAGGGGUCCCGGAACCGGUACCGGUUAUCCCGGGGCGGGUGUCGGGGGUCCCGGAGCCGGUAGCGGUGACCCGGAGCGGGUGUCGGUGACGCGGGGAGGGUGCCGCGAGUCGGGAACCGGUACCGGAGAUCCCAGGGCCGGUACAGGGUAUCCCGGAACCUGGAGCCGGUGCUGGUAACCCGGAACCGGUCCUGGUGAUCCGGAGUGGGUGUCAGUGACCGGUACCAGGGCCCGGAGCAGGUGUCUGGUAACCCAGAGCAGGUGUCCCUUACCCCAGUGCCGGUACCGGUUCCAGUCCCGGUCCCAUUCCUGGUGCCAGUCCCAGUUCCAGUGACCCAGGGCCGGUGUAAAUAACCCCGGUACCGGUUCCAGUCCCAGUGCCGGUCUAGGUUCCAGUUUCAGUUCCAGUCCCAGUUACGGUGCCGAUUCCGGUGACCCAGUACCGGUGCCCGUAACCCCGGUACCGGUUCCAUUUGUGAUCCCAGUCCCGGUUCCAGUCCUGGUUCUGGUGACCCAGGGCCAGCGUCCAUAACCCCGGUCCCGGUUCCAUUCCCGGUUCCAUUGCCGGUGCCAGUUCCGGUUCGGGUGACCCAGUACCGGUGUCCGUAGCCCCGUUCCCGUCCCGUCCCCGUCCCCUCCCCGCCAUGUACUCGGCGGGCGCGGCGGGCCCGGUUCCGUCGCGGCGGCGUGGCGCGGCGCUGCCCAAGCAGCCGGAGCGCAGCCUGGCGUCGGCGCUGCCGGGGGCGCUGGCCAUCACCGCGCUCUGCACCGCGCUGGCCGAGCCCGCCUGGCUGCGCAUCCACGGCGGCACCUGCGCCCGCCAGGAGCUGGGCGUGGCCGACGUGCUGGGCUUCGUGCAGCCCGAGCUGCUCAGAGAUUUCUGCAUGAACCCACAGACAGUGCUGCUGCUGCGGGUCAUUGCUGCUUUCUGCUUCCUGGGCAUCCUGUGCAGCCUCGGCGCUUUCCUGCUCGACGUCUUCGGGCCCAAACACCCGGCCCUGAAAAUCACCCGGCGCUACGCCUUCGCCCACAUCCUCACAGUCCUGCAGUGCGCCACGGUGAUCGGCUUCUGCUACUGGGCCUCGGAGCUGCUCCUGGCGCAGCAGCAGCAGCACAAGAAGUACCACGGCUCGCAGGUGUUCGUCACCUUCGCCGUCAGCUUCUACCUGGUGGCGGGCGCGGGCGGCGCCUCCAUCCUGGCCACGGCCGCCAACCUGCUGCGGCACUACCCCAGCGAGGAGGAGGAGCAGGCCCUGGAGCUGCUCUCCGAGAUGGAGGAGGCCGAGCCCUACGGGCCCGACUACGAGGUGGUCAACCAGUUCCAGCCGCCACCCGCGUACACGCCCUGAGCCUGGUCAUAGAGAUGGUGGCCACCACGAUCCCGGUCACCGCGAUCACCAUGAUUGUGGUCGGCGUGAUGGUGGGCACCAUGAUGGCGGUCAUCGUGAUGGGUGGUCACCUUGGUCCUGGUUGCCGUGAUCAUGGUCAUUGUGGUGGUGGCCCCCAUGAUCCCAGUCACCAUGAUCCUGGUCAUAGAGAUGGGGGCCACCAUGAUCACAGUCAUUGUGAUGGUGGUCAUCAUGAUGGUGGCCCCCGUGAUCCCAGUCAUCGUGAUCCUGGUCAUUGGGAUGGUGGCCACCAAGAUGGCGGUCAUUGUAAUGGGUGGUCACCUUGAUUGUGGUCACCAUCAUCAUGGUCACUGUGGUGGUGGCCACCAUGAUCACAGUCACCAUGAUCACCAUGAUCACGGUCAUUAUGAUGGGUGGUCACCUUGAUCCCGGUCAUUGUGAUGGUGGCCACCAUGAUCCCAAUCACCAUGAUCCUGGUCAUUGUGAUGGGUAGUCACCUUGAUCCCGGUCGCCAUGAUUGUGGUUGUUGUGAUGGUGGCCACCAAGAUGGCGGUCAUCGUGAUGGGUGGUCACCUUGAUUUUGGUCACCAUCAUCAUAGUCAUUGUGGUGGUGGCCACCAUGAUUACAGUCAUUGCGAUGGUGGUCAGCGUGAUGGAGGCCACCAUGAUCCUGGUCACCAUGAUCACCAUGAUCCUGGUCAGUGCGAUGGUGGCCACCAUGAUAGCGGUCAUCGUGAUGGGUGGUCACCUUGAUUUUGGUCACCUUGAUCCUGGUCACCGUGAUGGGUGGUCAUCACGAUGGUGGCCACCGAUGGUCACUAUGAUCGUGGUCAUCGUGAUUCCGGACACCACGAUCAUGGUCAUUGUGAUGGUGGCCACCAUGAUCCUGAUCACCGUGAUCCCAGUCAUCGUGGUGGUGGCCACCAUGAUUCUGGUCACCUUGAUCCUGGUCACCAUGAUCGUGGUCACCUCGAUCCUGGUCAUCGCAUUGGUGGCCACCAUGAUGGUGUUGGAUCGAGUGGACAGAGAGGCCGGAUCGUCAUUGGGGUGGGGGACGUGCUGUGGGAGGGUUGGCUGGGGAGAUGUCAAGAGGUCUUCCAGGGGAGGAUCUGUCCAGGUGGAUCCCAGGAGAUGUUCCAGCAAAGGACUGGUCUGGAUGGAGACAGGAAGUUCUUCCAGGAGAGGAUCUGUCCAGGUUGGAUCCCAGGAACUCUUCCAGCGAAGGACGCUUUGGACAGGUCCUGGAAGUUCUUCCAGCCAAGGGUUUCUGCAGGUGGAUCCUGGGAGUUCUCCCAGGGAAGGACUUGUUGGAGCAGAGCCUGGAAGUUCCUCCAGGGGAGGAUUUCUCCAGGUGGAUCCCAGGAGCUCUUGAAGGAUUUCUCCAGGUGGAUCCCAGGAGAUCUUCCAGGGGCCUCGAUCCCGGAGUUGGUUCCGUGGCUCUCCUGCUCCAGGUGGGUUUUCCUUGGAAUGAGGGGAGUGGGAUCCACAAUUCCCAAUGGAGUGAGAACCUUGGGAUCUCCAUGGAUCCAGGACUUUGGGAUCCCCAAUUCCCAAUGAAUCGAGAACUUCGGGAUGCCCAGUUCCCCAUGGAGUGAGAACUUUGGGAUCUCCAAGCACUGAGAGCCUUGGGAUCCCCAAUUCCCAACGGAUCCAGAACUUUGGGAUUCCCCUGGAAUGAGAACUUUGGGAUCCCCAAUUCCCAACGGAUCAGGAACUUUGGGAUCUCCAUGAACUGAGAACUUUGGGAUCCCCCAUUCCCAGCAGGUUGAGAACUUUAGGAUCCUCCUGGAAUGAGAGCUCUGGGAUCUCCAUGGGUCGAGGACUUUGGGAUCAGGAAUUCCCAAUGGAUCAAAAACUUUGAGAUCCCCAGUUCCCAACAGAUUGAGAACUCUGGGAUCCCCAAUUCCCCCUGGAAUGAGAACUCUGGGAUCCCCAAUCUCCAGUGGAUCCAGAACUUUGGGAUCUCCACGGAUCAAGAACUUUGGGAUCCCAAAUUUCCAGUGGAUCCAGAACUUUGGGAUCUCCAUGGACCAAGAACUUUGGGAUCCCCGAUUUCCAACGGCUCCAGAACUUUGGGAUCUGGAAUUCCCCGUGGAAUGAGAACUCUGGGAUCCCCAAUUCCCACCGGAUCCCCGACUUUGGGGUCCCCCAUUCCCCACCCCAUCCCCUCCCCCGGCUCUCCCCCCUUUUCCCACAUUUCUCCCCUUAUUUAAAAAUUUGGGAAUUCCCAUCCCCGCUCCCCCCUUUAUCCCCCCCCAUGGACAUUCUGCACUUUAUUCCAGGCUCUGGGAAUUCCGGGAUCGCCUUUGGGGUUUUUUUUUUUUUUUUUUGGCUUUUUUUUGGGAUCAUCCCACAAAAUUUGGGAAUUUCGGCCUCCCUGGGAAAUCGGGAUGAGCCCUGCUGGAAAAACCCGGAGCUUUUAUGCAAACCCCUCCACUCCCAUCCCAUUUUUCCCCCAUAAAAUUCCCAAUUUUUUCCCCCGCUCUGAUUUUUCCCAGAAAUUUUUGGGGCCAAAACAACAAAAAAAAAUAGGAAAAAAAAUCCCGUCAGGAUUGAAAUUUCCAACAAAAUUCCCAUUCCUGGAACGCUUCGGCUCAGGGGGGAUUUUUUAGGGAAUCUCCUGAAUUUUUAGGGAAUUUUAACCCCAGGAUCCAACUCCUUGGAGGUCCUGGUGCUUUUAUCCCGAUUUUCCUGCUUUUAUCCCAAAUUUCCUGCUUUUAUCCCCAUUUUCCUGCUCUUUUUUUCCCCUUUUUUUCCCCAUUUUUUCUUCCCCCUGGCUAUGCAAGAGCUCCCCCGGGAUGGAAAUCCCAGAAAAAUCCUGGAAAAAUAAAAAAUUCCACAAAAAAAAAAUUAAAACUCCCGAGAAAGGCUCGGGAGGAGCCAAAUUAACCCAAAAACCCUCGGGGGAAAAUCCCGGGAUUUGGGAUCCGCCGGGAAAAGCUUCGGGAUUCCCCCUGGAUAUGCAAAAAGGGCGCCAAUAAAUCUGUGGAAAAUGGGA